GAAUCGCUCUUUUCACCCAAGAGUUGACGUUUGAAGUCCUUGUUCGAGGUGGCGACCAGAGGCGGAGCUGCAGCGUUUCCAGUGCUUUCCAUCGCGCGAUACUGACAGCGACAUCUUGCCUAUUCGACUCACCCUCCCUUGCAACAGUCUACUUCGCAUAAUUCCGAAAUCUACAGACCUACCAUAAUCAUGUCUCUUCAUCGAUAUGUCGUUCCGCCUCCCCUCGCACUGGCAAUCGAGCCCGCUCCACCUCCCAAGCCUCAUAAGGACCACAAGCCUGACUCUAAGGAUUCCAAGGAUCCUCAGAAGGACGACAAACCAGCUGCAGCCGGUAAGGCGGGAGGCACAAAUGAUGAGGACAAGCACAAGAACCAGAUUGCAGAGGCUGGCGUCAAGGCGGGAGAUAUUGACAAAGAGGAAAAGCCCAAGGCUCCUCUGCAGACACCGACGCCGGAAGAUUCUCCCGUUGUUCCUCCUUCACCAGGCUCAAUGAUUCCUGAGCCCGGUACUCCCAGGCUGGGUGCCGAGCCGCCCAAAGAUGUAGCGCCUGUCCCCGGGCCGAGGGAGGCAGUCAAGCCUGCUGGCCAACAGGAGAUGCCAAAAGAUCGCCUGUCCGAGGAGGUCAAGAGUCCUACCACAGAAGAUCAGCAAGAGGUCGAACAGCAUAUCAAAGUCGAGCCUUUGUGGUUACUUACACCUGCACCCCAUCGACCUCUUCGGACCCGUCUCCAGCUCAAUCCCGACAAACCAUACCCUCCGAUCAACACUGAUCCGCGCGGCGCUUACUUCAAGUACGCUCGCGGAGUUCAAGCUGAAUGGAUUUUGAUCGACGUGACGAAGGAUGGUUGGCUAGUCGAUCAGUGGCGCGAGAAGCCAGAACGAGAGGCUUUGGCAAGGUUGAAAGGCGAAGCUGACAAGCAAAGAGACCGAGAGGUCGAGGCGCUUGAAAGGAGGAGCAAGAUUCGGCAGGUGCCGAAGACUAGCGAGGAGAUCCUUCUUCAUCUAUGGAAUGAUUUAGCAGAGGCGCCAAGCUACGAAGUGGGCAGUCCCGCUGGUGAACAGGUGACUAACAAAUGAUAUCAGAUCGUGGCGGACGAAUUCUGGGCACGAUAUGACUGGAACGAUCCGGACGCUGCCCUUCAUCAGGAAGACAUCAAGCGACCACUGACGAAGGAGCAGAGGUCCAAGCUCUCUGCCAGCCCAAAAGAGGGUGACGAAGAUGAUAUCGAAGCGAAA
Kockovaella imperatae is the source of this 1236-nucleotide messenger RNA. RefSeq lists its product as hypothetical. Lineage: Eukaryota; Fungi; Basidiomycota; Tremellomycetes; Tremellales; Cuniculitremaceae. The coding region runs from base 190 to 1077 and encodes 295 amino acids. The transcript has 2 exons. The record is from RefSeq and is a predicted model, not a curated record.